Messenger RNA from Talaromyces rugulosus, 1551 nucleotides. RefSeq lists its product as uncharacterized. The record is from RefSeq and is a predicted model, not a curated record. NCBI's taxonomy places the organism in Eukaryota, Fungi, Ascomycota, Eurotiomycetes, Eurotiales, Trichocomaceae. The transcript is spliced from 2 exons. Bases 1 to 1551 code for a protein of 516 amino acids.
AUGGCCGCUGUGAACAAGAAGCAGCAAAAUCGCCCAGCUAAGCGAAAGCUUGUUCGCUGGGAUGAAAACCUAAACGAGUUGCUCCUACUCACUGUUCAGUCGGUUUGUAACCGGGAGGGUGUCAGGAUCCCCUGGGCAGAAGUGGGCAAAACCAUGUCUGCAGACAUCAGCGAAGGAGCGAUCGUCCAGCAUCUUGCGAAAAUGCGUACUCGUCGCGUUCAGAGCAACAAGGCUGUUCCUCCACCUCUGCGUCGUGGCGGGUCUGGGACUGCCUCGUCAUCGUCGUCGUUGCUAUCAUCCAAGUCAUUCGAAACAUCGCCCGCCCCCUCGCAGGCUCCAAAACAAGAAAAAGACAAGGCUCAGAAAAGCAAGCCAAAUGCCAAGGCGAAGAAGCGUGCUCCGAUCGAUGAUGAACCGACCGCUGAUAUACCCAUCAAAACCUACAGUAGCGACGAAGACUGGGAGCCCUCGCAAGCCAGAAAAGGCGGUAAUACCAAGCGUCGGACGCCCCAGAAGAAACGCAAAACGGCUGUCCCCGUCGAUGACCAUGUUCAUAUCAAAGAUGAAGAAGAGUACAUUACCAUCAAAGGUGAAGAGGAAGACUCUGAAGACGAGGUGCUUUCGUCGGACACGGAGAUUCUCGCAGCAGAUGCCCCUUUUCUGCAAUUCCUGAACGACGAAGAAGACAAGGAAAUUUCUUCAGCCACUCCUGCUGACGCCGAGGAGGAAGCUGAAGAUGAAGAACCAGAAUCGCUCGUUGUCACUUUGAAACCUGGCAAAGAUAAACUCUGCAAGAUUGAGUACAAAGGCACUGGAAUCUAUCACGACAGAGACCCGGAGAGAAGAUGGCAUCUGCCUACCACCAGCAUCGAGGGCGAGAAAUGGGGAUUUUCCAAGGACUACUUCGGGCCCGUUCCAACAGGCUAUCAUGAUUCACAGAAUCCAGGCCUCCUCCGUGGUCAGUGGCCACUCGACGUUGUCAUGCGACAGUAUGAUGCACCGCAAGCCUUGGCUUGGGCAGGCGAAACGCAUGACCCGGAUCCUAGAAUUGUUCAUCCAGCCACAUGGCUCGACGAACCCGACUCUGAGCCUCAAUUGAAGUUUCAUCGCAACCUGCGUGCCGCAGAACAAAGCAAUCUUAUAGCUCGAGCAGUCGACCAGGAAAGAACAGACUACAAGGCCUACGAAAAAAAGCACAGAGAGCUUCCCACGUAUUUCGACCCAAGUUGGAAUACGGCGCCGACUCUCAGCGUGCAAGAGCACGAUGAUACCACAUACGAGACGCACGAUUUUUCAACAGGUAAUAAUUUACCAGCGGACCAGGGCGAUAUUUUACAUCAUAGCGAUUUCAGCAGCUUUGGCCAAGCCCGUCCACAGUUGGAAAAACCUUGGGACAAGAGCGGCUUGAUCGACCGCAAAUGGAACAACACCAUUGAUAACGAGAAUACUCCUGAUGGAGUAAUGCCGCCGGGGAAGAUAUUUGACCUUGAUCAAAUGCUCAGCAAUGACAUUCUUGACGAGGCCAAGAACGUGGCAUGGUGGACAACCUGA